AUGGAGUCCGGAAGGAAAAGAUUGCUGUCGAAGAGAGCUCGAGGUGUAACAUCGUGUCUUCAAUCGAAACGAGUAACUUGCUACUGUGCCAUUUGCCGUGGCAAAAAAGUGGUAUCGAGAUCUACACGAUCAAGACAUGCAACUGAGUUCGGUGUAAUGGAACAUGUCGACGUAGAGCGACAGAGUCUAGAUCAGACGUCGCAAGCACAACCCGACACAGCAGCACAAGUACAUGAUAUGCUCCCAGAGCAUCUUGAAAAUCUUCAAUCUAAAGUGAAUAAAGAUUAUGAAGAUCACUCACAGCAUUCUUUGGUUGAUCAGAAUGCAUCUAGUGACGCUGAGUUUGAAAUGAACAGUCAAAGCAUGUCAAGACUUGAGACAUCAGAGACUUCAGAGACAUCAGAUGAUGAAACUUCAAGCAGAAGGGAUGACAGCUUCAUUAAUGAUCAAGGCAUAUUUAGUUAUGAUGAGGGAUCAUCUGACCAGACUGAGAAGUUAUCUGUUGAAGAUACGAUUGACUUAGCUGCAGCUCACGUGCACACUAAACCAUCAACAGCAAAAGUCAUACCUGAUGAGUUGGAUAUGGAAAAUGCAGUUCAUGAUGCUAUCGGUGGAGAAUUACAAGCAGUUUCUUCUUGUGAAUCUACCGAAGAUAGACAAAAGGACAGUGAUCUGCAGCAGUCUCCAAAGGCUUCUCAAACAUCAGAAGAUGGUGAUUGCUUGUCUCUGAGUCAGUGGUUUGCUGUGCUGCUGCUAAAGCUUCAAUUAAAGUACCAUGUUAGCAAUAUGGUGAUGAUUCUUUUUAUGAAAAUUAUUGCGGUCUUACUAGCAGUGGUAACUCAUCCUCUGCAACACCAUUUUCCUACAACAAUGCAGAAACUGCUUGCAUGUUCCCGGAUUAGCAAACAUCCUAAAUCGGCUGUCACUUAUGUUGUCUGUCCAGGGUGUUCACACGUGUAUAUCUUUGACGAUUGCAAAAUGGUAAAGCCACUAGAUUAUUGCGAGCAACACUGCCAGCAAAGAAUUCGUAGAAAAGUAUGCAAUGAGCCGCUUCUUUACAAAAAGAAUCUUAGCUUUGGCAAUUUCAAAUGGGUUCCUUUCAAGACAUUUUGCUAUUACCCUCCUUCGGAGCUACUGAAAACUUUCUUUAAGAGACAGCAGUUUGUGGAUUUGCUAGAUGCUCCACUGGAUGAUUCGGGCAAUGUGCCUCCUGCAUUGCGUAAAGGAAUAUGGGAUGUUUGGCAUGGAAACGUAUGGCGCCAGUUGAAGGACAAUAGAGGCUGUCAAUUUUUUAGUGACAAAUUCAGUAUUGGGUUGACUGUCAAUGUGGAUUGGUUUUGUCCUUUUUCUCGUUCACCGUAUAAAGUUGGUGUUAUGUUCAUGUCGGUUCUGAACCUACCACGUAAACAGCAGAUGAAACAGAGGUGGACUAUGCUUGUCGGCAUUAUACCAGGUCCAUCUGAACCAAAGCUACAUAUCAAUGACUUUCUAAGACCUUUAGUUGAUGACUUGGAGCUGUUGUGGAAUGGUAUAGAAGUUGUUCUAGCUGAUGGUUCUAUCAAAGCAGUGAAAGCAGCUCUUGUGUGUGUGUCUUGUGAUUUACCAGCAUCUCGAAAGGUUUUGCAGUUUUUGGGUCACAAAGCAGAUCUUGGUUGUAGCAAGUGCAAAUUUCAAGCUGAGAGAGAACCGGGAACACAUGGAGCAUCAUGCAAAAUGAGCUACUACACCAAUGGGGAGACUUCUUUGUCUAUACCUUUGAGAAGUGGAGCAGAGGUUUGA
Molecule: messenger RNA, 1779 nt
Organism: Corticium candelabrum
Lineage: Eukaryota; Metazoa; Porifera; Homoscleromorpha; Homosclerophorida; Plakinidae
Exons: 3
Coding region: 1-1779 (592 amino acids)
Source: RefSeq, a predicted model, not a curated record